Molecule: messenger RNA, 1105 nt
Organism: Scophthalmus maximus (turbot)
Lineage: Eukaryota; Metazoa; Chordata; Actinopteri; Pleuronectiformes; Scophthalmidae
Gene: gstt1a
Product: glutathione S-transferase theta 1a
Exons: 5
Coding region: 123-851 (242 amino acids)
Biological process (GO): glutathione metabolic process
Cellular component (GO): cytoplasm
Molecular function (GO): glutathione transferase activity
Source: RefSeq, a predicted model, not a curated record
GCAGCGAGGAGAGGCGGAGUUCUGAGCAGACGGGGAUAUAACAGCCGCGGCAGGAGGCGACUGGAGGCACAAAGGGGAAACACAGCGGCCACAAAUUCAUCUGCAGCAUCAAAACUCAGGACAUGGAGCUCUACCUCGACCUCGUCUCUCAGCCCUGCCGCUCCGUCUUUGUGUUCGCCAAGGCGGUCGGGAUUCCCUUCGAGUUCAAGGUCGUGGCGCUCGUCGAAGGUCAGCAGUACAGAGAGGAGUUCGCCAAAAUCAGCAUGAUUCGGAAGGUUCCUGUCAUGAAGGAUGGAAGCUUCGUUCUGACAGAAAGCGUUGCCAUCCUGAAGUACCUGGCGCAGAAGCAUUCGUCGUCCGUGGCGGACCACUGGUACCCGGCCGAGCUGCGGCAGCGAGCUCGCGUGAACGAAUACCUGUCCUGGCAGCACAUGAACCUCAGAGCUCACGGGUCAAAGGUCUUCCUGCUGCGGGCCAUGUUUCCUCUCAUCAUGGGCUCAGAGGUGCCGAAGGAGAAGAUGGACGCUGCCGUCGAGGAUCUGAAGCUGUCGCUCAACCUGCUGGAGGAGAAAUUCCUGCAGGACAAGCCGUUCAUCGUCGGGGACAAGAUCUCCCUGGCCGAUCUGGUGGCUGUAGUUGAGCUCAUGCAGCCUGUUGGAACCGGACUGGAUGUGUUGGAAGGCCGGCCGAAGCUGAUCGCCUGGAGAGAUCGAGUGAAGCAGGAGGUGGGUGAGGAACUGUUUGACGAAGCUCACGAGCAGCUGAUGAACAUGAGCAGUCUGCAGGAGAAGAUGCAGAACAACAGCGCGAUGGAGAUGCUCAAACCAAAGUUCCAGAUGCUUUUCAAAUGAGGACGUUCGUUUCUCGACCGAUUUGUUUCUGUCUUCGUUGCUGUUGUUGGUCUUCAUCAGAGAAAUUCCUGUUCAGGUUUGAUACGAAGUUCUGAGAAAUCAUAAUUUUUUUUAUCAGCUCUGUUCUCACACUGUGUUUAUCCGAUGGAAGCCAAGACUCGUGGGGCAGCUGACAGUCAUGUGUUCAAAGACACUAUUUGAUUUGCCAAAAAUGGAAAAAUAAAUCAUUUCAAUGCAAUAAAAUGCAGAAUUUU